Molecule: messenger RNA, 4501 nt
Organism: Cucumis melo (muskmelon)
Lineage: Eukaryota; Viridiplantae; Streptophyta; Magnoliopsida; Cucurbitales; Cucurbitaceae
Product: NAC domain-containing protein 90-like
Exons: 3
Coding region: 3394-4200 (268 amino acids)
Biological process (GO): regulation of DNA-templated transcription
Molecular function (GO): DNA binding
Source: RefSeq, a predicted model, not a curated record
CUUUCUAGGGUUUAUCUGUUUCUUACAGCCCCCAUGUCUACUUCCUCUUCUAGGGUUCGUUUUUCAUUGUUGUAUUUUUAUUCUGCAUCUGUUUUUUUUGGUUCAUUUCCAUGUCUAAUUUAUUUGCGCAGCCCUUAAGAUCGCCUUCCUCUGUGUGAAAUGGAAGCGUCUCGAGUCAUAGCUGCGCUACAGCGAAUACUCUUUUCGGAGAAUUCCACCAGGGUUUUCCUUUUGGAAUUCUCUUCGUUUCCCACUUGAUCUCGAUCUCGAGGCAUUUGUAAUCCGCCUUUGGAUCUCCUACUGGUUGUCUGAAACUCCAACGAUUUGGCUUUUCUGCUCAUUCGUUAGUUUAUUUUCAGACAAGUUGAGUUUCAGAUCCUUAUGGAUGUUGUCUAUGCCUCACUCUACGGUGGGUUACAUUUCGUAUUCGCUUUUUGCGAUAUUUGUAUUUCGUUUUGUUCUUGUUCACGUUGCUUUCUUUUUCACGCGCUCGACAAUAUGGAUAUUAAUUCAUGGCAAGGAUGAUGAUUCAAUUAGAUGUGUGAAAGGAUUAUUCCUUUCUGAACUUAACUUUUUGAGGCAUUUUCAAUUGUCUGACUUGCUCGAGUUUUAUCUUUUCUCAUAGUUCGUUACUCUUGUCUGGAACUACCGUAGCGUGUCUUCUUUUUUCCAACUAGUCUUGGGAAAACCAUACGUAAUUAUCACAAUUGCUACUGUUUAUAUAAUGUAAAUCAUAUCAGCAUGCUAUUCAUCUUAGGGAUUAUUUUUGCUCAUUGUUUGUUUUUGAUUUAGUUUCCGACGUUUCUAUAGAAGCUGAUUUAGUUAAUUUUGUAGACCUUUGCAAUAAAUUCAACAUAACAUGUUUCUAAACUGAAUGCCGCAAGUAUUUUGUUGGCACUAUACUUAUUCGAUAAAUGAUUUUUUUCAUCUUACUUCAAUUGUUCAUGCUGCCUGCUGCCGGUGAUGGUGUUAAAUAUACUUUGAGAAGAAUUUCAGUGAAAAAAUUUUGAUCUGAGGCAUCGAGGCUUUUUUGUCCAUUCUUGUCUGUUUAAGUAUUCGAGUUUUGUUCUUAAUGUUUAUUCCAUGUAUUGUUACUCUCGUUUUCUUUCUGUUUUUAUUCUUUUAAUUUACUUACUAUCAAGUAAUUUUAGAAUAGUGCAUAUGAUGAUAAAAUAGACAGGGACAUCAGCACUCUGUAUGAGGAUGAUGAUUUGUCGAUGGGAAUCUCUCUGAUGCACUAUAUUAUUUAUUUUUUAUUUUAUUUUAUUUUAUUUGGCCGAUGAUGCAUAUUUAAUGCACGUAUUAUCAGAGUAAGAGAUGAUGAUACUAAAGAAUUGUCACUACCUCUGAGGCCCUGAUUCAGUAUAAUUUUCCCCUGUUUCGUCUAAGUCAUCUUACAACUUCUGCAAAAAGAACGAAAAAUUAGUAUUAGGUCAACGGGUUUUGAUCAAAGUAGAUUGAUCGAUUCCACUUAAUUGCGAAUUGCGUCUUUUAUACUUGAGCCUGAUGAUUGUUUACAAGAACGGAGAUUCGAAUGGUGCUUUUUGUUGAAGCUUGGCUUUAUGUUUGGCUCCAAAAGCGCUGCAUGUGACAGAUCCUACAAAACUUCAAAUGAAGGCUUUGCAUCCUUAGCUCCUAAUUGUUCUGAUGUGAAAAAAUUAACUUCCUCUAUUUUUUCUUUAUUAAAAUGAGUCCUAUAAUUGGAUUGUUUCAUAAACUGAAUGAAAUGAAACCCAAAUAAACAUAAAUCUAACAUAUCUAAUGAAUAAAAUUUUGAUAAUGUCCAAGGAUUUGUUCACGAGUAAAAUGUAUUUUUUAAGGUUAACUUUGCAUUUAUAUAUUGAAAAGAAACGAAACUGUUAAUGUAAUAUUUAAGAAAAGUAAGAUUUUCAAGUUCUUCUAGAGAUUAGCUAUGAAGAAAAAGAGAGGGAUUGGAUGAUUAGACAAACAAAAUAAAUAUCUAAUCCUAAGAUUAUUUUACUUGACUAUAUUAGAUUCUUCGAAUGUAAAGUGAAUAAUUUUUAAAGGAAUCGUAAAAUGUAAAAAAUUGACAAAAUAUUUAUAUAUUUUUUCUAUUAGGGAUAACAUUGGGUUUGAAUGAUUGUGUUAUCGGGAAAAUUAAAUGGUGUCUGAUCUUGCUAAAAAAUUGGGUAAGAAAAUGUGGAAUAAUUUUAUUGAUAUGUGAUAUUUAAAGAAUCUCGAGGAGUAAAUGAAAUAGUUUCAAAUAAUGCUCAAAAUAUGGUCGAGGAUCGUAUUGACCAUAGUAGAAUUGACGAGUAAAAUGAAAUAACCUUACUAAAAAUUAAAUGAUUUUGGCCAUGCAAUAUUUUCGGAGAAAAAUGUUGAAAAUCAGAAGUAGAGGAAAGAGAAGUAACGAAGUACAUUUUGAAUCUUUUGAAAAUAUUUUAUUGGCUUUAUGGAUUUCUAUUUUUUAACCUUCAACGACAAAUCUGAAAAGUUAUUUAAUUAUUUUAAGUGUUUCUUAUUUUUUUGUUUUCUGAGAUUUAUGGAUAAAUCUGAAGAUCAUGAAAAUAGCUUAUUGAAAUAUUUAAUAGCAAAUUUAAAAAUGAUGAAAUUAUCUUUUUUUUUUGUUUAUUUUGUAAGUGUAUUUAUGUAAAUUAUCUGUGAACAGUUUCUUAAAAGUAAAUUGCAAUUAUAUACAGAUAUUGUUUUGUUAGGGUUAUAUGAUCAUAUUGUUAAUUUGUUAUCGAAAUAAAGUAUUGUAUAGCUAUUGUUGUAAAUUUUGUUCCAACAAUUAUAAAUUGUAAAAAAUAUAAAUUAAAAUUGAGGACAUAUAAAUUAGUCAAUUUUAAAUAUAUCAUGGAUUUUCGAAUAUGAAAUAAAGUUUAAUGGUGAGUGUAAUUUUAUUUUAAAUGUUAAAUAUGACUCAAAUAAUUUGGUUGAGUUAUAGUGUCAUCUGCUUCCAUAUGCAUCCGAUUAAAAGAAUCAAAGGAUUAUAGUAUUAGAAAUCAAAUUUCAGACACGUAUGUCAAAAUGUUUGUGGAAUAAUAGGUUACAAUUCAUGUUGUAGAAUGUCGCAACAAAGGCUUAAAAAUUUCCAAAUACUUUCUGUCAUAUUAUUUUAUUAUUGCUUCCCCAACUGUACUCCAAACAACAACACAUACUUAUACAAACCAUUCAAUACGUUGUAACACUAAACAUUUUCCAUGUCUGAGUUGACUUGUUUGAUUUAUUUUCCCCCAUUUUUUUUAUUUCUUCUUUUUUUUGUACGUAAUUUGCAAUCACACACCGGGUUUCAAGCAUUUGUUACUUGAAAGAUCCCUUUGCUUUUCUUUUCUACUAAUUAAAUUUAGUACUCAGCUUGAAGAAAGACAAUUUUUCAUAAAAGAAGAAUUAGAAGUAGAAGAUCGGGAAGAAGAAGAAGAAGAAAGAAUGGAAGGUUAUACUUUGCCACCUGGGUUUAGAUUUUACCCAACAGAAGAAGAGCUUGUUUCAUUUUAUUUGUAUCAUAAGCUUGAAGGUGGAAGACAGUAUUUUAAUGGUGUUGUUGAUCAAAUCAUACCUAUUUUGGAUAUAUAUCACUUCAAUCCUUGGGAUCUUCCACAAUUUGCUGGGGAGGUGUGCAAGAGAGACGAAGAGCAAUGGUUUUUCUUCAUACCAAGGCAAGAAAGUGAAGCAAGAGGAGGAAGACCAAAGAGAGUGACAAGCAGUGGAUAUUGGAAAGCAACUGGCUCACCAACAUAUGUUUACUCUUCAAACAAUCAUAGAAGCAUUGGAAUUAAAAGGUCUAUGGUUUUCUACAAUGGAAGAGCUCCCAAAGGAACCAAAACUCAAUGGAAAAUGAAUGAAUAUAAACUCGUUGCCGCGGAACAACCUUUUCCUUCUACCACAAUUCCUAAGUUGAGCUUGUGUCGGAUUUACAAGAAAUCAAAGACAGUGAGAGCAUUCGAUAGAAGACCGCCACUACCGCAAGUGGAGGCUCCAAUUCCGACUGAGCUACGAGCAACAACAACGUCUCAACAGAACGAUAUUGCUGGUGAUCAAUUUGUAGAUGAUGACCAGAAGUUAUUAUCUAAUCCGCCAUUAAUGGCAACCGAGAGACCGAGCUCGCCGGAGUCUUUUUCCUCUGGAGAUGACCAUGGAGAAUCGUCAACCAACAACAACGACAAUGGGCAGGUGAAGAUGGAAGUUGAUAAUAAUGAGCUUGUGUGGGAUUGGAACCAUUUGAACUGGCUCUAGAUAGUAGUCUUCAACUCCAAGGAAAAGGAUAGAAUUGACAUUGAAGAGGAAACUUUAAUCCUAGAAGUCAAAUACCAAUUUUAAUUAUCAUAAAGUACUCUUUAUAUAUUUAUGAACUAUCAUAGACUAUACACAUUUAUAUAUUUACGUGAGGACCGACAUGACCAUAGUUUAUUGGUCUUCUUAAGUUACUAUAUAUAUAUAUAUUAUCUAUAUUUGAAGGGUUAUUGUACUGAUCAGCAUAGUUUAGACUCAUUAUCCUAUGGAUACUCGAGGUCAUAUAUAUUUUGCAUUUUUACCC